Messenger RNA from Diatraea saccharalis (sugarcane borer), 2496 nucleotides. The record is from the annotation of a GenBank genome assembly. Lineage: Eukaryota; Metazoa; Arthropoda; Insecta; Lepidoptera; Crambidae.
GUUGACGGCACCGAAGCCGCGUCUGCCGGACGCGGCGGUAGAGUUUGAACUGAACGGUCGCGGCCGCGGGGAUGCGCCCCGUGCUCAAGGCCGAGGCGCCGCCGGCGCGCGCGCACCGAGCCUUCGGUUUCGCUAUCUUUUUUUUACUUAUACGUAUACUUUGCGUCGUCUGCUAAAUUAAAUCGUGAUCCGUACACAAAAACACUCGUGCAACAGCUUGGACAGUACAUAAUUGAAGAUUAUAAAAAUUACAUCUAUUAUUCUUUUAUUUCGAAUAAGAGUCAAUUUUGAAUAAGAGGCACCACAUUUUCAAAUCAGAUGCUAUCAACACCAAUACGGAGACUAUGUCACUGGGGUCCAAUCUCCGUUUUAGGUAUCAUAAAACUUAUAACCUGGGCUAUGGUACAUUUCUUAGGAAUAUGGUGGCCGCCACAUGCAUCUGUAGGGGGUGCUAUUAAUGCUGUAAUAUUUUUAGCAUUUGCUGCUGCUACAUUGUACUAUUUUCUACAAUCUUUACUUGAAGGACCAGGGUUCGUUCCUGUUGGUUGGAAACCAGAGAAUGAGGGAGACAUAGAGUACUUACAGUUCUGCACAAUAUGCAACAGUUAUAAGGCACCUAGAUCUCAUCAUUGCAAGAAAUGUGGUCACUGUAUACUUAAAAUGGACCACCACUGUCCUUGGAUCAACUGUUGUGUGGGUCAAGCUAACCACUGCUAUUUCACAACUUUCCUGAUAUGUGCAGUUAUUGGAUGUUCCAUUGCUUCUGUGGAGCUGUCGAUAUGCAUGUACUACGCAAUCACGAGGACGCGCUUCAGUCCAGGAGGCGCGCGUCUACUCAUGCCGCUGGGUACGUUGCUGCUCACGUUAUUAGCCAUUGGCAUGGCUGUCGGCGUCGUGCUUGCUGUUGGAGCGCUACUUUAUUUCCAGGUAAGCGGCAUCCUCCGCAACCGGACGACCAUCGAAGAGUGGAUAGUGGAGAAGGCGGCGGCGAGGCGCGUGGAGCAAGGGCUGCCACCGUUUGUGUUUCCUUACGAUAUGGGCUGGCGGCAGAAUCUACAAGCUGUCUUACGUCCCUCCCACACCAUGUACUGGCCCGUCAGACCCGACUGCGGACAGUACGAUCUCACGCGUGAGCAACAAGCGCAAAAACUAGACAAGCGUCUCCGUUCCCGGUUGUAUCGGAUUACGGAGCCGUACUCCGGAUGGUGGGUGCCGCUGUUCCGGUAUCCGAAGGCGGCUGUCAACGUGCCGUGUACUGAUGAACAUCGUCUCGUACUCACACCUGGCGAUGUUGUAAGAGUCACCAGGCAACGAAGACAUUGGCUGUUCGGUGAGCGUGUUAUUGAGGGUGGGGGGGAGCGCGGCCCCCGCGGCUGGUUCCCGCGCGCCGCUGCCGAGCUUGCGCACGCGCACGCCGCGUGAACGUUACGUGCUAGCGGGGCAGGGGGAGGAGGGGGGAGAAAGGGCAGCAUAGCAAUAAUUAUUUACGGGAUUACUACAAUUGUACUCUAAUGGCGGGAUCAGCAGUAGCUCAGGGUUUCUCAAUGAAAUCGUGGGUGUAAUUCUUCAAACUCUCGAUUUUAUUGGCAAAUAUCAAAUCAUUGACCAUAAAUCAUCCGGAGAGUAAACCUACCUAUAGUAAUGUGCACGGACGUUACAUUACCUUAAUUUUAUUGGGUCUCAUUUUAACAACCAUAUAAUUAACUAUUACUCUGAUAACGUGCAAAACUCUAAUGGAUCAUUUAUAAUGAUCUAUAUAUGGCGUCUCUCGGCUGAUAUGAUGAUGAUGAUAUGGUUUGCACGCUUAAUGUGGCUGAUAUGAUAUUUGGCCCUCUUUGUCACUGGUCGUUUAAUGGUAUCUAUUCUAUUGCACAGACCAAACUAAAUUUAAUUUCAAUUCUAUCAAACUGCAUUUUCAAUUUUGUGAAUAAAUAAGACAAACAAAAUUUCAAUAUAAUAAUAUACAGCACCGUUGUAUUAUAUAUCUUUAUAUUUUUGAUUACAAAUCACAAACAGCCAGUUGCAUACACAAUCAUUAAAAUUUUCAUUACUUUAAAGUGACAUUACCCAUACAAAUUUGACAAUCAUUAGAGCUUAAAGGCGUCAACAAACCUUAAUGGAUGUUUGUGCAACUGACCGUAUGAGUAUGAAAUAAUACUGUUAAUAAUAAUACUAAGCUCUUUAUUUUCAGUUACCAGUCAUAGUAGAAUACUCAGAAUUUAAAUUAAUUCUAACGGUCUUAUCGAUCAAUGAAAAUGAGCCAUAACUGCUGGACAAUGAGUUGUCGUCAAACAUACGGUUAAAUUUGAUACUUGUCCCUUUGAAGAAAGUAAACUAUUGUUAUAGCAAAUUAUAUAAUUUAUAAAGAUUUAUUGAAUCAAUUAAUAAUAGGUUGCAAUAAUGCUUGAGUAUUUUAAAAAAAUAUUUUUUUUCCUCUUUUUUUAAGCAAAAUCAUUCAAUUGUUGUAGAAUUUUAUACUUUUACACCCCUGACUAU